Molecule: messenger RNA, 327 nt
Organism: Perkinsus marinus ATCC 50983
Lineage: Eukaryota; Perkinsozoa; Perkinsida; Perkinsidae
Exons: 2
Source: RefSeq, a predicted model, not a curated record
AUGGCCCCACAACAGGUCAUGCCGUUAGGUCGAGGAGGUUUAGACUAUAGCUACGUCUCCGAUCGUCAGAUGCCUCCGCCGGUAUCAUCAUCGGCAGCGGCCCCGGAGUCGCCCCCUCGUGGGGUCGGCGCGAUGGGAGGGCCGCCUCCACCACCACAGAUACCACAUGCGGAUGACAUGCCAGCCCACGGUGACUAUAUGAGAGCGCCCGUCCCUCCUCCUCAACGGCAGCCCUAUCCAGCACAGGGCAUGCGCGUGCAGUACAGCCAGCAGGCUCCCGACAGAGACCUGGCCGCAUCGAGGGACUACCGACCGAGACAACAAGAG